GCCAAUAUGAAAGUGGCUCUUCAAACCACCAUCUGCUUGUGUGUUCUAGCCACAAUUUUACCUCUGGUGAAAGGCACCAAAGUUGGCCUGAACUACAACUUGAAAAAGAGAUUUAGAGGCUGGCUACCGAGUCGCUUGAGGGCAGCUCUCCACAGCAGCUCUGCCUUAGACUCAGGGAUCCUCAGUGGACCAGGGCAGAGAGAGGAGACGGACUCCUCUGUAUUUAAUUCCAGGUCCAGAAGAUCCAUUGUGACCUCAGUGAAAAGACCUGGCUGUUCUCUGGGAACAUGCACCCUGCAAAACCUGGUCCAUCGGCUGCACAUCCUCAACAACAGGUUAAAGGUCAACAGAGCCCCGGAGGAUAAGAUCAGCUCGCAGGGUUAUGGUCGCCGCCGCCGCAGGUCUCCCACAGCUCUAUGCUUUGCUAACUCUCCAUGCGGAGAGAUUGAGAUUGGGCUGGAGCAGCGAGAGGCGCUAAGGAAUCCAUCUACAGGCCACCCUGUUCAGACAAACUUGAGUCAGGCAGAGAAGAGGAGUGUCAAUCUAGUGAAUGCCAGGUGCUUUUUUUGGCUGGCUGAGAUACUGCUGAGGUCCUAUUCCUGACCAUUCCCUUCCUGUGUGGGGGAAAGGAUGGACAUAGUCAAUGGAGUAGGAAAUGAAUUUCAUGCCACUGUGGAUGAAAGAAAGCAGUGAAAGAGGGAAGCGAAAAGAAGUGUCUCGAUUUUUUCAGUCCAACAUUUCUGGUGUUAAUUCAGGCCAUAAAUGAACACUCAUUGGUGUAAAACACCAAGUGUUGGUUUUAAUAGCCAGAGUUAAACCAAAACCACGCCCAUUAUUAUCAGAUUUCCUAGCAUGCUCUAUUGCAGGUUCAUUUUUACUUGUUUCACCAUGCUAUGUUUUUGCAUGUACAUUAAUUAA
Molecule: messenger RNA, 918 nt
Organism: Oncorhynchus kisutch (coho salmon)
Lineage: Eukaryota; Metazoa; Chordata; Actinopteri; Salmoniformes; Salmonidae
Product: ADM-like
Exons: 3
Coding region: 7-603 (198 amino acids)
Biological process (GO): adrenomedullin receptor signaling pathway; adenylate cyclase-activating G protein-coupled receptor signaling pathway; positive regulation of heart rate
Cellular component (GO): extracellular region
Molecular function (GO): hormone activity; adrenomedullin receptor binding
Source: RefSeq, a predicted model, not a curated record